Molecule: messenger RNA, 2517 nt
Organism: Moesziomyces aphidis
Lineage: Eukaryota; Fungi; Basidiomycota; Ustilaginomycetes; Ustilaginales; Ustilaginaceae
Source: the annotation of a GenBank genome assembly
AUGAGCUCGAUGCUGCGCAAGCCGGAGCCACCGAGUCAGGAACUUCUGCUGCGGUGGUUCCAGACACAGGCGCGGCUGCUCGCCGACGAGCGGCGUGAAGAACAAGCGCAGUCCAAGCUGCUGCUCUCCAAGACCGCACCCAAGAUCCUCGAAAAGCACGGCCUUGCGCUGCUCUCGCUCGGCGUGGCGUCGAUCCGCAUCGGCGUCGGCGCCAAACUGCUCGUCGAGCUCGAGCGACCGUCGGCGUACCAUUCGUCGCCGAACUUUCCACCACACUCUUUCCGAUCCGGCGAUCUGGCUGCCGUGCUCGAGAACAGCGCCGAGCCUCAGGCUACCACCGACAGCGGCGUGGUUGAGGGGGUGGUCUAUCGUGUCACCGAGACGCGCAUCACUCUGGCGGUGAGCGAACGACAGCGAACGCCCAAGCCAAAGCCAGAGCCGGAAGGCGGUCAGAAUAAGCGAGAUGCCCGGACGGGCGACAAGAACAAGGUGUCUGGCAGCGAACUCGAUCUGCCGGAACGCAUCCGCCUCGUCAAGGUCGCCAAUGAGACCACGUUCGAUCGCAUGGAAGUGACGCUCGACAAGCUCGCCAGGGCUUUAGGAGUGUCUCUUGGCCCAGCCUCGUCGGGCGCCGAUGGUGACUCCUCUACCGAUGAGGCGGAUACCGUAGAGGCCGGACCUUCGAGCAAUGCCACCACAUUGCAACGCGCCUUGUUUGGGCUCUCUCCGCCUACGUGGCACCAGCAGGAUGUUCCGCUGCCACCAUUCAACGCGAGUCUGAACGAGACGCAGCUUGCUGCCAUCCGACACGCGCUCUCCUCGGACCACGUUUCGCUCAUUCACGGCCCGCCAGGCACUGGCAAGACGACGGCGAUCGUCGAGCUGAUCAUGCAGAUCGUUGCAUCGAACCUUGGUGCGUCGGAAGAUGCCGGGCGCGUGCGCGUCCUCGUCUGCGGCGCGUCGAACCUGGCGGUGGACAACAUCCUGGAGCGGCUUGUGGCGUCUGCGGCGCACCGCGAGGUGUUCAAGAAGAAGGGUGUGGGCGUCACGCGGCUGGGCCACCCUGCGCGUGUCGUGGCGAGCCUGCAGGGCGCGACGCUGGAUGCACAGUGUACGCAGUCGGCCGAAGCGCAGCUGGUCAAGGACAUCAGCAAGGAGAUCGAGACGAUCAUGGCCGAGCUCAAGCCCACGGCCGCUGCGGCGGGCAACAAGUCGGCCAAGGCCAAGCCAAAGCUGCGUGGAAGCGACCGCCGCAAGCGCUGGGAGGAGGUGCGCGAGCUCAGGAAGGAGUACAGACGCAGGGACCGCCAGGUGACGAGCAGCGUGUUGGACCGCGCGCAGAUCGUGCUUGCCACAUGCCACGGGGCGGGAGGCAGGCAGCUGGCCAACAGGCAGUUCGACUGGGUCAUCAUCGACGAGGCAUGCCAGGCGCUCGAGAUGGCAUGCUGGAUCCCCAUCCUCAAGGCGAGGGAAGGCGCCAGACUCGUUCUGGCGGGUGACCAUCUGCAGCUGCCACCGACGGUCAAGUCGAGUGUCAAGCCACACCGGCCCAAGGGCAAGCCUGCAAGGAAGAAGAACGCCGGUGGAUCUGCGUCGAAUACAUCAGAGAAAGAGGACCGCUCGAAAGAAGAUGCAACGACGAACCCCGCGGUUGAGGAGGCAAAGCAAGACGGCGACGAUGAUGGCGAUGACGACGUCGAGCUCGCGCAGAAGCUCGCUGCAGCCUCGAUGGACGAUGUCCGGCCAACGCGGCUGCGGCCAGCGCGGUCGUUGGAGACGACGCUCUUUUCGCGGCUGCUGGGGCUGUACGGCAGCGGGCUCAAGUCGCUGCUGUCGAUCCAGUACCGCAUGAAUACGGCCAUCAUGUCGUUCCCCAACGCCGAGCUGUACGAGGGCAAGCUAUCCGCGCACGACUCGUGCGCAUCCAUCACGCUCUCUGACCUUUCCAACGUCCAAACGGAUACCGGACCUGAUGACGAUGAUCUGUUGGCGCCGGUGGUGCUAUACGACACGUCUGGGUGCGAGCUGUACGAGUCGUCCCCCACCGCGGACGAGGGGGUGCUGCUAGCCGACUCCAAGUCGAACGUGCACGAGGCGGAGCUGGUAGUGCGACAUUUGGAGGAGCUGUUUGCGCGCGGGGUGGGUGCGGGGCAGGUGACCGUGCUCACUCCCUACGCGGCACAGGUGGCUUUGCUGCAUGCGCGCAUUCGCAGCCACAGCUUCAUCGGCAUCAAUGCGGACGAGAUCGAACUCGGCACCAUCGACUCCAUGCAGGGGCGCGAGAAGGACGUGGUGGUAGUCAGCCUGGUGCGUAGCAAUACCGAUCGCCAGGUGGGAUUCUUGGCGCAAAAGAAACGCCUCAACGUCGCCAUCACGCGCGCCAAACGUCAGCUCGUCCUCAUCGCCGACGCAGAGUGCAUCGCCGAAGCCACUGAUCUGCCCGACGAGUUCCUGCCCCACUACAUGGCCUGGUUGGACGAACAUGCCGUCGUCCACCCCGUCGCCGCCACAAUGUGA